Messenger RNA from Archocentrus centrarchus (flier cichlid), 1652 nucleotides. It is a transcript of the gene pmm2, whose product is annotated as phosphomannomutase 2. NCBI's taxonomy places the organism in Eukaryota, Metazoa, Chordata, Actinopteri, Cichliformes, Cichlidae. Gene Ontology annotation, biological process: protein N-linked glycosylation; GDP-mannose biosynthetic process; mannose metabolic process. Gene Ontology annotation, molecular function: phosphomannomutase activity. The transcript is spliced from 8 exons. The record is from RefSeq and is a predicted model, not a curated record. The coding region runs from base 219 to 971 and encodes 250 amino acids. Gene Ontology annotation, cellular component: cytosol.
UCUGCUUCUGUCAGCCUGGUGAACGCCGAGGAAGAAGCGGCCCUGCUGUAGUUGGAGUUGUAGUUCCGAGCGGCACGUAGGCAGAACCGGAGAAGCCACGUUACUACUGACAGCGCAGCGGGACCCUACAGAGAGAACGACCCACGCGCAGCGGCGGUAGCCCACAGAAGAGAGGCGGACGCUGUGUGUGUGAGAGAGAGACCGGCAGCGCCGGGAAGAUGAGUGACGCCGCCGUGGACACGAGCACGCUCUGCCUCUUUGAUGUGGACGGCACGCUCACAGCCGCGAGACAGCGUGUGACUCCGGACAUGGCGGAGUUCCUAAAGAAGCUGAAGACUCGGGUUCGGGUCGGAGUCGUCGGAGGGUCGGACCUCUGCAAGAUCAAGGAGCAGCUGGGAAACGAUGUGAUAGAAAAGGUGGACUACGUGUUUGCUGAGAACGGCCUGGUGGCGUAUAAGAACGGACAGUUACACUCUGUGCAGUCCAUUCAAGCCCACAUGGGGGAAGAGCUGCUGCAGGAGUUCAUCAACUUUUGUCUCAACUACAUGGCCAAGAUCAAACUGCCCAAGAAAAGGGGGACCUUCAUUGAGUUUCGUAACGGCAUGCUGAACGUCUCUCCCGUCGGACGCAGCUGCACGCAGGAGGAACGGAUUGAAUUCUACGAGCUCGACCAGAAAGAGAAGAUCAGGGAGAAGUUUGUGUCUGUGUUAAAGGAGGAAUUCAAAGGAAAAGGACUCUCAUUUUCCAUCGGAGGUCAGAUCAGCUUUGAUGUGUUUCCUGACGGCUGGGAUAAGCGGUACUGCCUGGGCAUCGUCGAGAAGGACAACUACUCAACCAUUCACUUCUUUGGAGACAAGACCAAACCUGGAGGAAAUGACUACGAGAUCUUCUGCGACCCUCGGACCGUCGGCCACGAAGUGUCCAGUCCGGAAGAAACACGGCGCGUCUGCGAGCAGCUUUUCUUCUCCUGAGGGCGAACGCGUCCCAGCUGUUACUGUUCUGAUGAUAAAGAUGAAGGAUGGACGAGUCACUGACAAACACUGACGUCAGUUUUUGAUUUUAACGGGCUUGUUUGGUUUGGGGUUGGUUGGGUUUGUCUUUCUGUGCACCGCACGUUUGAUUCUGAAUCUGAAACUCCCACGUGACCCGCUGAGCCUCAGCAGCACAGACGCACACAAACAGGAUAUUUUUCUGCUGUUACUCGAAGCUUCGGGGAAAUCCCUGCAGUCUCAUGCUGUGGGCGGAGUGAUGACACGCUGCUGCAGCUGCUGCGGCUUCCUGUCUGAGCCUCAGACUGCAAAUAAAGAUGGAUGACACUCAGCUGUUUAAGAGUGAUGAAUAAAUGCAGGUGAAAUGGGUUCAUUUCCAUUUGAUGGUCACGUGUCGGCCAUCUUUAUUUUAGUCUGUGAUCCCAGCAAAGCGGUGCUGCUUUCAGCAGAUCUCCACCUGAGCUCACCUGGAUGAUGUUUCAGAACAUCAGAAGAGCUUCCAGGGGAAAAGCAGCCAAUCAUUCUGUGGCUGCAUGAAGCGGUCAUUAUAUAUAACAUGAAACUGUAGCAAUGCUUUAUAUAAUCAUGGGAUUUUAUGUACAUAAAGAUGUUACUGUUGAGUAUGAGAACUGUGGGAAAUAAAAAGGGAACAAUUCUCUUAAA